CUCUUCUUUCGUCCACAACUCGGGACGAGGAACACCAAGCUCAAGAACCUACUUCCCAGGAAGAAGAAAGCUUUUGGCCGGUCGCUUUUCCGAGCGAAGUUUCGAGUGUGCGAAAGUACGGACGCCGCUUGGUGGACAGGUACUUAGCGCUUGAAUUUGAGAAGUGGGAGAUUGAGGAGCUGCGAAAGCUCAUUUUGCACGAUGGAAAAAUUGAAAGGAUCGCACGCGCCCAAGCGAUACAGCAAGGCCAAAACAUAAACAAAAAGCUAGCGAGGUUUGGAGCGGGCACGGUUCAACCGUGGCACACGCCGGACUCUAUGCGCCGGGUCCGGAAGUCUCUCAUGACCCAGAUAUGGGCGCAGCUUUUGCUUCUGGCCCCGUUGAACGUAGAAGAAUAUUUCAUGACUCUUGUUUAUUUGGAAACACGGGAGAGUAAAGCUAAAGAGCAGUUUCGGAUCGAACAUGGAGAAAAGGUUCUUCAAAUCUUUGAGGACUACCUGGUCAACGAGAUGCAAGGUCGGAGAAUCGUGGAUCAGCUGAUGCAGGAAGUGGAGCAGGAGCAUCACGAAGCCCUCGCCCUCCUACAGUCUGGUCGAGUUGAUAAGCAGGGAAGAGGAAAGUCCUCCUCUGGAGUUGUGCAAGGGCGGGACUAUGCGACGCGGGUUGUGUUAGGGGUCGAUGUUGUCGGCACGUUUACCUCGAAGAAAUGGUGGGACGAGCCACAUCCCGUAGUCACGGACGCCCUUCAACCGUUCGCGAAAUUUCUCGCCUAUAACUACCGCCUCGGUAAGCAGAGCCAUGGUACAGAGGAAUACUCUUACAAAAACCAUCCGAGACUGGUUGCGGUCUGGCAGAGGGAAAUCGUGCGAGAAAUUGUGGACGAAAUUUUGCCGGGGCGUGGUGGAAUGAGGUCCGACGUAGAGGAACGCGCCGCCUCUAUUUGCUGGGACAGCCUUGGGAACCACAUGACGAAUCAAAAGUGGGCCAAGCAACUUGGUGUGGCUACUUCUGCUGCCUCUUCGAAAAGAAAAGACGAGCAAGCAGAUAGCGGACCUUCCCAGAAAAAGGACCAAGGAUAUCUAGAGGCAUUGGCAUCAAGGUACGCUGAUGAGCUUGUGGCAGAGGAGGAAGCACAAGCUGCACAACAACAAAAAGGCGUGCGUGCUAGUAAAAGAAAAGGAGGAACUGCCGUAGCUGAUAUCCAACAACAUGCGGAUGUUGCCAUCGGCGCUGGCGCGGAUGUGGUGCAGGCCGAGUUGUUAUGAACAAACGGACACGCUUGUGGAGGAGGUCAAAACUUAGGGAAAGUUAGGGAAAUUUAGGGGGUUCCCUAAUUUUCCCUAAAAUUCGUAUGUGGGUUUAAGCGUCUGUCCGUUUGUUUCUAAAGUUGAAGCAUCAAGAAGACGAGGAAGAUUCUGGUGGAGAGGAGGACGCU
Messenger RNA from Amoebophrya sp. A25, 1435 nucleotides. Lineage: Eukaryota; Dinophyceae; Syndiniales; Amoebophryaceae. The record is from the annotation of a GenBank genome assembly.